This is a messenger RNA of Paramormyrops kingsleyae, 2193 nucleotides long. RefSeq names its product transmembrane protein 116 (gene tmem116). Gene Ontology annotation, biological process: adenylate cyclase-activating G protein-coupled receptor signaling pathway. NCBI's taxonomy places the organism in Eukaryota, Metazoa, Chordata, Actinopteri, Osteoglossiformes, Mormyridae. Gene Ontology annotation, molecular function: G protein-coupled receptor activity. Gene Ontology annotation, cellular component: plasma membrane. The record is from RefSeq and is a predicted model, not a curated record.
AUCUGAAUGCUGGGAGGGAAACUACAGUAUAAACAUUUCAGUGGGUCUGAGAUCGUUACAUGACGGAGCUGUGUAAGCUUUAAAUCCUGAUCACCGAUCACUGCCGUGCUUUUAAUGUAAAAGCAAGUUUUGCUUAUCGGCAGUGAUUUUCGUGCCACUGAAACAGGCAAAGACUAUAUGUUAAUGCGAACCAUGCAAGCACCUCUCUCCAACGACACACUGCAAAACAUAACACUGCCGGUGGAGGACUGGACAAACGCGUAUGCGGCAGUACAAUGGAUACAGUUGAUCAUGGCGAUACUAAGUAUUUGUGGUUCUGGGUCCAUCAUUGUUUACACAACUUUCCAGAAUCUAACUGGAACAAGUGAGGUCCGUCCGCUGCUCUUCCUCUGCCUGGCGGAUCUCUUGCUGGCUCUGAGCUGGCUCGUCGGGGCGCUGCUUUUCACACAGCCCCACACCAGUCCCUGUGCCUGCCAAAACCUGCACACUGUCGAACAGAUCUUCUACAUGUCCUCCUUCUUCUACACCCUGAAUUAUGUGUGGGUGCUGUACAGGGGUCUGAAGGAGAAGUACUGCAGAAGGCUGAAUGGCUGCCCCGCACAGUUCCCUGAAGGCACAUUUGGCAGGAUCAUGGUUAUCUUGUCAUGCGUGGUCCCUGUGCUGCUGAUGAUACCAGUGUUUGCUGUGAGCAACUCUGACCAGUGCUUUGCCAACUUCAGUCAGCCUUACAAGUGCCUCCUAAUGCACACAGAAGCACUGUACCCAGCCUCCACGAGCUCCGAGGAGCCCCUGCCUUGCCGUCUCAUUCAUAUCUACACUAUUGCCAUCUUCCUGGCUGCCUUCUUCUUCACGUUUGUGGGCGUCGUGGUGCUCAUGGGAAAGGCUCGCUCCCUCUACUGCCGCUGCAUCAGCUCCAGUGGUUUCUGUGGCAGCCAGCAAUGGGCCACGCUCCGCGUCCUUGAGCGACGCAUGCUCCUGUACCCCUCGGCCUUCUUCUUCUGCUGGGCCCCAGCCAUCUUCCUCGCCGCUGCCAUCCUGUUCAGUCCCAGGCUGCUGGAAGGAGGUGUGGGCGUCUCUCUCUACAUCCUACAGGCCUUCACCUCUGCCUCCCAGGGCCUGCUCAACUGCCUGGUGUACGGCUGGACGCAGCGGCACUUCCGGGCGCUGAGGAGGCGUGGCAUGCACGACGUGGACACCCAGACGCCCCUGCUGCGCGCGCAGAAGAAGGGCUACGCCGCCCUGUUCCCUGAAGUUAGCAACACCUAAAGGGGGCGCCACUGAGCUUAUCGAUGGACACAGCCCUUUUAGCGCCAUCCCAGUUUGGAAGAUCAGAAUGGGUUGAGGAACUGUUGCAGCGACUCCCUGUUGUGUCUGACAACAGACGAAGGAUCCCCCUUUUAAAACAGCAAUGCAAUGUGGCUCUCAGCCAGAUGACUGCUAUCCAGAGGCCUCUGUGGCAAUCCCCACAUCCCCAUUGGCUCUUAAUGGGCAGCGGACCGGGGGAAUUAGAGAGGAAGAGAAUGACCUGAGGAAGGAUCUGAGACCGCAGUGACCACUUUAGCCUAAGCCUGACUCUGUAGCAUUUCUGUCAUACGUCUGCACCUUUAUUUGUAUUGAUAAAACGUGAAUGCAGGUGAUGUGCUGUAUCGCUGCUGAGAGCAGCAUGUACAUACGCUGCAGUCUGCUGUGCAAACGCAUAAGUGGAUCUAAAGGGUGUUUCAGGCAAACAGUUUGCAUGGCUGUACCACUGGUUAAGCACCAGCACAGUCUUCAAGAAACUGUUUUCACCCCCAUUGCACAGGAGAGGGUAGCCAAAUUCACACUUCCAAGGGGUGUGUCUUUAGUGAUGUAAGCCCCACUUUAUCACUUUUUUGCCGAAUCGAAUGGCUGGAGCUGAACAAAAGUUCUCAGCUCUUGUCAGAACAACUGUGCCUCUAGGCCAUUUCUCUCUGCCUAAACACUCUGCAGCAUUCCUUUUCUUGUGUGGCACUUCGCUUUUCAUUUCAUUGUUUUUCUCAGUCUGGACAAAGAAAACUGGGUCAGUUUUAUUUGUUUUGAUUGGAUACCAACUCAGAACUUUUUGAACUGCUUUUUCUAGUGAAUUCAAAUCCCUAAAUGACUGAUUCUGUAUGCAGUCCCUCUUUACAGACAGAUGUCCAUAUGGUUUAUUAUUUAAAGUAUAAGUAAUUUUAA